UCUCGCGAUAUUUCCUUCCGUUUUAGUCUCAUUUUGGUGGGAAGAUUAGCUUCUUGUAGCGUAACAUUUGGGCUUUUGCUAAAACGGAAACCAUACUUAUAAUCAUUUAUUGUACGUUGACUUGGAAAUUACCAACAAGAAGCACAACCGAAUUAUAGGUUAUUAUCAACACUACACACGAACAUCUCAUGGCUCACAGACAAAGACAGAGAUACCUCAAGGUAUGUGAGGUUCAGCCGACCCAUGGUGAUGAAGACAGCAAUGAUGACUGCUCUGAGAAGCAGCACAGGAAUGGCUUCGAUGAGCAUCAGAUGAUGGAGGACGACUCAAACGGCCGAACCAACCUGAUCGUGAACUAUCUGCCCCAGAGCAUGUCCCAGGAGGAGCUGUGCAGCCUCUUCAGCAGUGUGGGCGAGGUGCAAACUGCAAAGCUCAUCCGGGACAAAGUGGGAGGCAACAGUUUAGGUUACGGCUUUGUUAACUUUGUUAACCCUAAUGAUGCAGAGAGGGCUAUCAAUACCCUCAAUGGCCUGAGGCUACAGUCUAAAACUAUCAAGGUUUCUUAUGCCCGGCCAAGUUCUGACCUGAUUAAAGAUGCUAAUCUGUACAUUAGCGGACUGCCUAGGACAAUGGGUCAGCAGGAGCUAGAGGACCUGUUCUCUCGCUUUGGGCGGAUCAUUACUUCCAGAGUCCUGGUGGAUCAAGCAUCUGGUCAUUCCCGUGGUGUUGCCUUCAUUCGUUUUGACAAAAGGUCAGAGGCAGAAGAUGCCAUUGAGAGCCUCAAUGGUCAAACUCCACCUGGCACCUCUGAGCCAAUCACAGUCAAAUUUGCUGCUGCCCCAAAUCAAGCAAAGAAUCAGAUGGGUUCUCAGUCUUACCAGUCACGGCGGUUUGGAGGAGCUGUCCACCACCAGUCCCAGCGCUUCAGAUACUCUCCCAUUAACGUCGGUCAUGGUGGUGGAGCAGAAGGGUCAAACGGCUGGUGCAUCUUCAUCUAUAACCUGACCCAAGACACAGAUGAGUCCAUGCUGUGGCAAAUGUUUGGACCCUUCGGAGCCGUAGCCAACGUGAAGGUCAUCCGCGACUUCAAAACAAACAAGUGCAAAGGCUUUGGUUUCGUCACAAUGACCAACUAUGAAGAUGCUGCUAUGGCGAUCCACAACCUGAAUGGAUACCGGCUUGGAGACAAGGUCCUCCAGGUGUCCUUCUAAAACCAGUAAGGGGUACAAUUAGACCCCAUUAUUGCUCAUGUACCAGUUCUUGUGCUGUUUUGGAUGUUGUUGGUACACAAUUGCGGCUACAUUUUUGUUUACUGUUUAAUUUUCUCUGGGCGAGCUCUGUCGAAUUGAAAAUGCAAUGUUACUUUUUCAAAUUGUAACUUGGAGUUUGAAUGUUUUGAGGGAUGGACUGUGAAAUGUUCAGUCAACAGUGUAGCCUACAUAGCUAGUCCAUUUAAAUAUGUUCAUGUAAAUGAUGUAUUCAUUUAUACUUUUUGUUUGGCACUACGUUCAUCUUGUAUUCAAGCUACAAACAUGUCUAAGACAAAACCCGAACUAAUGCAUUUUUAUGUAAGGAUUCUUUAAGGAGCAGCAGUAUUACUGUGUUUUAUCAUUUGAAUUGUUUUAUUUUUUUAUUUCUGCUCUGUGGCUUUAAAUGCUUGCUGUUAUUAAAAAAAGACUCCCUUAA
Molecule: messenger RNA, 1686 nt
Organism: Boleophthalmus pectinirostris (great blue-spotted mudskipper)
Lineage: Eukaryota; Metazoa; Chordata; Actinopteri; Gobiiformes; Gobiidae
Product: ELAV-like protein 1
Exons: 8
Coding region: 189-1211 (340 amino acids)
Cellular component (GO): ribonucleoprotein complex
Molecular function (GO): RNA binding
Source: RefSeq, a predicted model, not a curated record